AAAAAUUCAAAAAUAUUCCCUUUUCUCUCAAUCAAAGAUCUUCUAAUUACAGCACAUGCGGACUAAACACAAUGUGUGCGUGCGCCUGUGCUGAAAUUUGCAUCAAGUAUAGUAAACGAUACUCGUAAAAAUAUUUAAACACUACAUUUACUCGAAAAAUCAAAUUUGAAACAUUGGAAAUUUUAAAUUAAAACUUAAAGUUAAUACAGUGAAUAAGGGAAAAUAAGAAAGAAAGGGGAAGCAAUUUUUAUCAAAGUUAAAAUGUAGGUGACUUAGAUAAACGUAUGUAGACAAGUCACACUAGUGGAAAUAUUGAUCCUGCUCGAGUCUGCUUUCCUUAUGGUCUGUUGUCAAAACAUUUUUCUUUUUUUCGUCAAGUGCGUCAAAAAGCACAAAUUCAAAUUUUAAUUUCAAAAUUAAAAAAUCAAAAAAAAAAAAAAAAAUUCAAAAUUAAUCGUAUCGAAGAAAAUAUUUUUUUUUUGUCUAAAUUAAUUAUUAUUAAAAGAAAAAGUUAACAGCUGUUCGAAUAAUGAUUUUCGAAAAAUACUUCUUUUAAAAAACGAGUCAAUAUAUUCCAGUCAGGAUUUUAGUUUUUCAAAAAGAAUCCACUGCUGACAAUAUGGUACAAAAUCGGCAAUUGCACCUGAAAUUUAUUCCCUCGAGAUGACAUCUGAUAAUCGGCAGAAAAUUUUUGCAAUCCAUUGAUGAAGAGAAGAGAGACUUGAGGAAAUGAAGAAAUUGGAAUGAUAAGUUCGUGAUAAAGAGUCACGUGUGAAAACGUCAAACUGGAGCUACUGUGUAAAAUGCCGUUGCCGAACAUCCUGAGGAAGGCGAGUAGCUACAUCCUGGGCGAUGGCUGUCAGGAUUCUCGCCGGGUGAUGUACCAGGAUGGUGAGGCACUUUUUUGCAAAAAUAAUGUCUGCGUUCAUCCGCCAACAUUAAUGAGACAGCAUUGUGAUAUUGUGCAUCAUCCCGGCUACAUGACACUGAUAUGCAAAGUAAAUAAAAAUUCAAAUGUACCAACUUUACAUCUCAGCUGGAUUCCAAAUAGUACACUAAGAAAGUAUCCCACCACUCUUGAGAAUAUUGUGAAAAAUCGGGAAAAUUUAAAGGACGCAAGUUCAUCGCAAAUUACUGGUGUUGAGGAGGAGAGAGUCGACGUUUGUUUGGAGGUGAAAGAGCAGGUGAAUUGUGGAGAUUGCGAGCGCAUUUGUUCGGGAGGAAAUUCAACACCAAAAGUGGAGAAUCAGGAGGGACAGGAAACAUUGCCUAAGACAUCGGAGAACUCGGAUUGUCCGGAUUCGAACGGAGAGACUGCGUCCAAACAAGAGAAUAGUCCAGUGGGAGUGAAUAAUGAUAAUUUUCAAGAAAACGAUGCCAUCAGUCUCAGUAAAUUAAUAACCGAAUCCAAGGACGAGAAGAACGAUGGUUUACUCCGACAGGGAGUAUUCGAGCAAAAUGGCAAAAAUAUUAUCGACGAAGAGCCUCGAUUUUUGUACAGUGAUAAUGCCAGUAUCAAGAGUCGGAGUCUGUCCCUCACGUCAAAUUGCAGUUUAUUUGUCAGUAUUUCAAACGACGAAGAAAUACCAGCUUGGAUGAGAACACCGGAGUUGUUGGCCCUUCAGCACAAUUUAACUUUUCCGGAAAGUGCAACAGCCUCACCAGUGACUCUACGAAGAGCCCAUCGUUGCAGAAGAUUUUCCGUCGAUCUGAGCGAAAUGAGAUCGCUGCGAUUAUUUUUUGCCGAUCCAGGUUGCACGAGUGGACAACUUGUUGUCGCGAGUAGAGAAAGUCAAUAUAAAAUUCUUCAUUUUCAUCAUGGAGGUCUAGAUAGAUUAGCAACAACUCUACACCAAUGGCACCAGCUUCUUUAUCCCAGGUUGGAUGCCGAGGCUGAGGAAAUCCUUCCCUACAGACAUUUCAUGGUGUGUCGACCAGAAGUGAGUCGAGACGAACUCCAUCCGGAGGAGGGACAAGUGCCAAUGAUCACCUCAUUAGCGUGGAAGGAUUUACUGAACGAAAGGGGACAAGUGGAGGACGACUUGGCUCUGCGAAAGGGAAUAUUCUUCGGGGGUUUGGAGCCUGCCUUACGAAAAUUAGUGUGGCCUUUCCUCUUGCACUGUUAUUCGUAUCAAAGUACUUACGAGGAUCGCGAACAAAUUGACGCGAUAAGACAUCAGGAGUACGAGGAGAUUGAACGUCGGAGACGGAACAUGGGACCCGAGGAUCGCGAACGAUUCUGGAGAAACGUCGUCUGCAUUGUUGAGAAAGACGUCGUCAGAACUGAUCGAGCAAAUCCCUAUUACGCCGGUGAAGAUAAUCCCAAUAUUGAAGUAAUGAAGAACAUUCUUCUCAAUUAUGCCGUCUACAAUGCACCAUUGGGUUACACGCAGGGAAUGUCGGAUCUUUUAUCACCUCUCUUAGCGGAAUUAAACUCCGAAAUCGACGCCUUUUGGUGUUUCGCCGGAUUAAUGCAAAGAUCAGUAGCAGUUUGCACACCAACCGACACCGAUAUGGACAGAAACUUGAGCUACCUCAGAGAAUUGAUACGAAUAAUGGUUCCUGAUUUUUAUUCACAUCUACAGAAGCACAGUGACGCUUUGGAAUUGCUAUUUUGCCAUCGAUGGGUUCUAUUAUGCCUAAAACGUGAAUUCCCGACGGAAAUGGCACUUGUCAUGUGGGAAGCAUGUUGGGUGAAUUAUCUAACGGAUCACUUUCACUUGUUCCUUUGCCUGGCGAUAAUGUGCGUCUACGCCGACGACGUAAUAGCUCAAGAUUUACGAACCGACGAAAUGCUAUUGCACUUUAGUUCACUAGCAAUGUACAUGGAUGGGAUUGUAAUUCUCCGAAAAGCUCGAGGAUUACUUCAUCACUUUAGACAGCUUGAUAGGUUGCCCUGCACUCUGGCCGGCCUAUGCAGACAAUGUGGUCCCGGAAUGUGGGACAGUAGUCAUGACCCAGUAAUCGAGUGCGUAGGACAUCCCGAAGAAACAUGUCCAUUCGCUGACAACUACGAGUAGAAAAAAACGAGAAAAACAAAAAAAGAGACCUAAUAACAACAAAAAAGAAACAUUAAUCAGGGACUAUUUAUUUUCUCGAAAUUCAAAUUUAAGGAAAUUAAUGUCAAUAAUAAAAAAAUUCAAGGUUGCCACAGGUCAGGGAAAAGUCAGGGAUUUUUAUUAAAAGUACUGGAAAAAAUUAAAUUUUUUGAAAUUCAUAAGAAAAUUAUGAAUUUUUAGUGUCUUUUAUGUUUGACACAUAAACUAUGAAACUACCACGAAUUUUAAUACAAAACCUUCAAAAAUUUUUUCUAUUUUUCACCAGAAUGAAUUUUUUUAAUAUUUAAUUAUUUCAAAAGUUUUAAAGCAA
Messenger RNA from Leptopilina heterotoma, 3369 nucleotides. It is a transcript of the gene TBC1D16, whose product is annotated as TBC1 domain family member 16. The transcript is spliced from 7 exons. The record is from RefSeq and is a predicted model, not a curated record. Gene Ontology annotation, cellular component: early endosome. Lineage: Eukaryota; Metazoa; Arthropoda; Insecta; Hymenoptera; Figitidae. Gene Ontology annotation, biological process: activation of GTPase activity. Gene Ontology annotation, molecular function: GTPase activator activity. The coding region runs from base 804 to 3020 and encodes 738 amino acids.